AUGGUUUGCUUUCAUUGCAACCAAACCGGACACCGGAAGGCCGAGUAUCCGCAGCUGCGGGGGACAGCACAGGGAGCACCGCAGGGAGCACCGCAGGGAUCUGCCUCUGCUGGCAUGCGAGCUACUAAGGUUCGGCCAGUAAAGGCCGAGGCACCGAAGGCUCGCGGGAGAGCCUUCAAGUUGACAGCAGAAGAGGUCCGCGCGGCGCACGAUGUCGUGGCUGGUACUUUUCUUGUGAGUUUUGUACCUUCUUUGGUGUUAUUUGACUCGGGUGUGAGUCGGUCAUUUGUGUCUUUAGCGUUUAAUCAGCACAUCAGUAUCCAGCGGGAGGCGUUGAGUCGGCCUCUACGAGUUUCCAUAGCUGACGAGCGAGCGGUGUAUGCUACGGAUGUGAUUCGAGGAUGUGUACUCGAGAUCUUCGGUGUUGAGUUCCUGAUAGAUCUGGUCCCGAUUGCGAUGGGGGACGUGUGUGUCAUAGUGGGCAUGGAUUGGUUGAGCUGA
Molecule: messenger RNA, 501 nt
Organism: Lactuca virosa
Lineage: Eukaryota; Viridiplantae; Streptophyta; Magnoliopsida; Asterales; Asteraceae
Source: the annotation of a GenBank genome assembly